AUGCAAUCCCUACUAAAUCGACAAGACAACCUCCGUCUACCUCUCGGCGAGCGUCGAAAGAAAUCAGACCUUGGACGGUUCUGUCUUGAUCUUAGCUGGGCUAGAGAAGUUCCAGAUAGUGCACGUUCGAGAGCAUAUCCCUCUCCGCCCAUGUCUGGAUCGCCAACUCUGCCAUCAAGACCAAAUAUAGACGCUUGUGAGCGUGGGCAUGGAGCUUAUGUAUCAGGUGUUGCUGGACCAGGCGUCUAUCGCGGCCUUCCGACCCCUCAGUUAGAUCAGUCAGACCAAAGGAGUCUAGCUCAUAGAAUUUACACUCCUCUACCAGAGCCAGCAACAUCAAUAAUGUUCUCAGGUCCGUAUCGAUCAGACCACAUGCCUAAUUCUCAGCAACAUCAGACACAGAUUCACACCUUGCCCCAUUUAUCCCAACAUCCCGAAUUCUCUGCUCACACAACAACACAACCAUCUUUUACGCAGGCUUCUUAUCCCGGAACUGGUCGACCACUAGCUCCUGAACAGGUAGGAUUCACAUCACCGAAACAACAAAGGAAAACGAAGGGGCACGUAGCGUCUGCGUGUGUACCAUCCCAACGACCAUGUUCACGGUGUGUAAGUAACGGCAAGGAAGAUGCUUGCGUAGAUGUUCAACACAAGAAGCGUGGAAGGCCGAGGCUACGAGAUGAAAGGGUUCCUCGUUACGAUGGCAUCACUCAUGGCUACUCGAACGACUUAAUGCGAAGGCCACAGUCUUUCUACAACCAAAAUGAGCCCACUGUGUCCAUAUUUGGCGCUAACUUACAACAAAGACCGGGUGAAUAUCGAAUUCUAAAAUCCCAUGGAGCCUCCAUUAAUAACAGCAUGCCAAAGUAUAGCGAUCAUAAUUCAGCCAGCGAUACAGGUAUCUAUAUUUCACCUCAAGCACCCAACUCGAGACCUCUAGCCCAUCCAGAGCCAGCUUAUGCAUUCUUAAGCCUGGACAUGGUAAUUAUUAAAUCGACGCCCAGCUUCGGAGAAACGAUAGGUACCCAUUCAAUUGUGAACCGGCCGUUUCAGGAUAUUGUCACCCCAAAUGAAAGGGAAAAGGUUAUUAGACUACAACGCACGUUUGAAGAAGAGCGACGUGAACGAGAGCCAAACUAUCUUCCACCAAUAUACCUCUCUAAGUUUGAAGAAGAUCGGGUAAUCCAGGCAAUCGGAUUCGGUAUAGAAGAUCUUGGUCAUGUUAGAACAGACCGGCAAGAGAUGCUUACUUUUCAGGCCCCGGAUGGUCAACAGAGAACCUUCCAAGUUCGUAUGGGCUUGGCUAAGAAGAUAUCUACCUAUUUUAUUGUGGUACUUCUCCAUAUACCAACUUCACAAAUUUAUAACUCACCUUCCAUGUCUUAUACGCGAGAAUCUCAUUCUCGCGACUCACAGUAUGGAUAUCAAUCCUCACUGCAAGGAUUUUCACAAAACUCAGGGUCGUCGUCUUAUCCCACGAGCCCAGCAUAUAGUGAUGGACGCCUUGAAUUACCGAGCUACAGGACGCCAUGUCCAACUGGGUCUGGUAUAGCUUAUAACUCAACGGGUAUCACUCCAUUCUAUCAACCUCACACACGUGUAGAAUACAACCAGCCACAAGCCUCAUAUCAAGUACCCAGGAGCGAGUUACUACAAGGUAGUCAAUCGCGUCCUAAUGAUCUACAGUUACCACCUAUUAGAGAUCCAAUACCACAUCGUGAUAGUGUUAAGGGCCGCCUCGAUAUUGGUGGACUCCUUGAAAGCACAGAUAUUGGAAGCUCGCGUGGCUGA
This is a messenger RNA of Blumeria graminis f. sp. triticale, 1791 nucleotides long. NCBI's taxonomy places the organism in Eukaryota, Fungi, Ascomycota, Leotiomycetes, Helotiales, Erysiphaceae. The record is from the annotation of a GenBank genome assembly.